This is a messenger RNA of Nomascus leucogenys (northern white-cheeked gibbon), 5232 nucleotides long. It is a transcript of the gene IGIP, whose product is annotated as IgA inducing protein. Lineage: Eukaryota; Metazoa; Chordata; Mammalia; Primates; Hylobatidae. The record is from RefSeq and is a predicted model, not a curated record.
AAUAUUUCUUAAUGUUAGCUGUAUAAAACAAAAAUUUGUUCUGAUAAAAUUUUUAAUAUGGGCCUUUAUUUGCCAAUAAAAUCCUUUUUAAAUGUGAGCUUUAUUAAACUGUUUAAAUAGACAAAGUUAAAGCUUAGGAUAGGAAAUAUAUAUGUAUGUGUAUAUGAAAUGAUGUUGUCGAGUUUUAACUUCCAGCCUGAGAUGGCCUGGAUUUGGUGUGUUAGUUUGUUUCACUGAAGUCAGUGAGAUAGGAGUCUAGCUGGGUACAUGCUUAAAAAGCUGGAAGUGAAGUGGGUGGCAACUGGCAGCUCCUUCUUUCAUGUAGUUUUCCAUAAUGUUCAUAUAGUUUCCUUAUGGUCUAAGUAUUAUAACUGGUUUUCAAGUUGUUAUAUUGAAUAUUCCUUUUUGGAAUUCAGGGUUGAAUCACUUUGAGGGGGAAGGGAAGCAAGGGCAAGAGACUUUAUUUUAACCAGGUGCGGUCUUAUGACCUCAAAGAUGUGCUCUAGAAAGAAAAUAACAAAAAGUGUACCUGUGAACAUAUUUUUUGUCUCAGUGAUAUUAUGCAACACAGUGUUCAGAAUUGCAAAAAAAUUUAAAAAUUGAUAGUUUUAUCAAUGGAAUAGAGAGAUGUGUUUUUGGCUAAAAUUAUUUUUUGUAAGUUAUUUGGUUAUUUCAUUUUAUAUUCCCUUUCUCAUAGCUUUGUACACACCUCAUACUUAAAACCAAGCAAGAGGCCUCUUUUCAGAUCUGGUUUAUUUUUGGAAUGCCUGAGUGUGUUUCCGGAUUGGGGGGGUGUGGUGUUUUACUUUUUGACAUGCUCUUAGCAUGUUUUGCUAGUCAUUCUGGAUCUUAUGUUUGCAAAUUCUGUUGAACAUUCAGUGAUGUAUUUGAAAUGAGAAAGUCCUCUAUAACAUAGUGUGAAUGUUUGUGGCCAAUUCAAUUGUGGAAUCUUCUGGCUUUGUUUUUACUUUGGGUAGAAGUUUAACUUCCAUUGUUCAGAUUUUAGGUUUAUCUAGUGAAAUUGUGGCAGGUAGUUGUCUAAAUAUGGACCAAUUUUGGGAAAUUAAGGUUAAUAAGUGUAUAUUUGAUUCUAGAUAAUCCUUUACUCAAAAUCAUACAUUAAAGAUUCACAUCAUUAAGAGUUAUCUAACUUUUAUGUUGUCAGAUCUUUAAAUGUGGAUGAUAUUCAGCAUUCUAUCUAUGAAUUUCCUUUAGGAAAAGAGAAAAAUUGAGUCUCCAAACCUUUUCUUGGAGACAAAAUUUACCACAUAUCGAAAAUGAAAAAAAUUUAGAAAGCGAUUUGAUUAUUUUUUAAUGGAGUUUAACCAGCUUAAUGAUUUUUCCCAGUUUGAAGCACUUAUUUUCCCAAUGUGAAUAAAGGGAAAAGAUCAGCAAUUUGUCCCUGGCCUUUUUCGAGGCCAUUUUUAGUUUUCUGCCCCCAUUUCCCAGUCCUGGUAUAAAAUGAAUUACGGGUAUCCCUCUAAGUCCCUAUAACCCUUUUUGGGGGUCACAGAUACCUUUGAUAAUCUGAUGAAAGUGUGAUGGAUCCUCUACCCAGGAAAAAAAAAAUGCACAUACCUGGAUAAUUUUGCAUACAACCUCAGGGGCAUCACACAUCUUCUGAAACCCAAGUUAAAGAUCUCUGCUCUAAGUAAAUUGUAGAGAAUUUUAGUGCAAAUUGUUGAUAAAAUUAGGAACCAACUAUUGGCUUAAAACCUUUCAUAUUGGAAUUAUUGUUAGAUGGUGGCCCCUACUAGCAAAAUGUGACAUUGCAACCAGCUUCAUUAGACAUUAUAACAUCCAGAGAGAAGGGAAAAUAGCAAAGUUCUGAAAGCUAUUUAUAAGGAGUCAGGGCAUCUCUAGACAUGGGAGCCAUUCCUGGUUCAAGGCAGGGGUCAGGGUGCCUGACAAUUUCUGGCAGGGUAGAGUUUGAUAAACCACAAUGCUCAGGAUGCCAAGGGGUUAGCCAUUUUCUUAACCCCUUCCUCACCAAAAGAUUUUAGUUUUGUCUGUUGGGAAACAAGAUGUCACUAGGGAAAAAAAGAUUUGCCUUACAACUUUGCUGGAACACAUCAGUUUGGUGACGUUGGGACACUAGUGUUAUUUUUGAGAAGGCGCAUAAAACCAAAGUAAAUUAUUCUCUAUGUAGAACAUUUAUUUACUAGUAACAUUUGUUUGGGUGUAUUCGCUUUGACAAUUUUUACCAGUAAAUAUUGGUUUUAUUUAAAACUGGGAAUCCAGUUGAUAUAUAGGAUAGUUGAUAUAUCUGUUCUUUCCCCCCAUGUAAAGCAUAGUUAAAAGAUUUAUGCAUACUUUUUACUUUUCUCUCUUAAUGCCAUGGGGUGGGGAGGGUGGGUGGGGGAAAGAUUUUUGAGUCUACAACUGACGAAAUGUCUUCUUCAAAUUAAAAAAAUUGAGAAGCAGCACUUUAAGUCUAACUUUACACCAUUUUAUUGCAUGUAUUAGUUUUAAUAAUGAUUUUUGGUGCAUGCCUUUGGGCUUAUUCAAAAGUGUACAAUAGGAAAGUAUAUUUCCUUUCUUAGAAAGGAGAUGUUUUCUACUUUGCAACAUGUGAUUACAAAAAUCUUCCUCUGUGGGAAGAUUAACCAUGUAUUGAACUACUGAAAAGUAUAUAUUUUUAGAUAUACAGAAAGAAUCUACAUGGAGCAGCAUUCAGACCUAUAUAGAAGUCAUAGCAUUCUGUGUAGGACCAAAAAGGAAAUAACAUUAAACACUUAAACAGACUUUGUUGGGUAGAAAUACCUUUAGAUCUUGCAUUUACUUCCAAAAAGAAAAAAUGCCACAGAAGUUUGCUGAAAACUUUUGUCGUUUGAAUUUUCUCUGUCAGUGUAUUUAGCCCAAAUACAACAGCUUUGGGUUAGCACACACAUAAGAAUCAAAAAAACAAAGCUCACUAAAUAAAUCAGUCUGGUUUGCCAAUCCAGCUUGACUGAAAUAAGUAAACCAAUCACUUGCAACAUGGAAAACUGUCCAACUCCUCUAAGGUUCUGACAAAAUAACCUUGGCUGAUGUGGGAAGAAUCCCACUUCGAUUUCUGACCUGACAGUGAAGAUUCAUGCUUGACAUGAUUUCAGACUUGACAAUGUCUGUUUAAGGAGCUAUGGUACAGUUUGCUAAUUCAAUCCCAGAUACCUGUUGAUUACCUGUGAGAUCUAGAGUCCAAAGUAGCCAGCAGCCAUAUCCCUGAGUGCUCUGUGCCCAUCAGAUAUCUUAAAGUAAGCAGGGUUGGGACAGGUCACAGCUUGGAUGAUUGACCUCAGGUGCCGUAGACAGCCCCAGAUUCAAGAAUUGUAUCUGCUUUCUUGGCAGUCGUCACUGAACUAAUGUCCCAUACUGUGUUACUUACUGUAGAUGCUCUCUUUUAGAGGAGGCCCAGAGCACACAUCCUAAUCGCUAGCGGUACUCAGAGAGGGGGUGCUAACUCUGAUGCCCUGGCCAAAUUCCAGUUUAGGGAUGUGGGUCUUCUUCUUGUCAUUCUAAUUGGAAAUGUGCAUCACUUCCCAUUUUUCUUACUGAUCUCAGUGCAAACUACACUAGUCUGUUUCUUUGCCCUGGUCUCAAGUCUCUAAGAUGCUGGUGUGUAUUAUAUGGGCUAAGUUCAUGUGUUAUCCUAAGGCACAAGAGUUGAGGAAUGGGUGAGCUUGGUGUCAGAGCACUGUGUGGUUGGAGGGUGGGCUCUUGUGAUGCUGUGGGGAUGAAAUUGGCCCUCUUCUAGCGUAAGUUGGGGAGUGUGCACUGGCUGGAGGCUUCCAGAGGCUUCCAGCCAUGAGAUGUGAGCUGAAACCAAUUUUUCCUCUUUCCUUAUAGCAUGUUGAGAAAAUCUGUUGGGUUUUCAGCAGUCAGGGAAGGCCGGAGUUCUGCUUUAAUCUGGGUAACUGAGGCUAAUGUGAGCAAGACUUUGGUUAAUUAACUGGGUUCUCAGAUGCCACAGACUCCGUGAGAAGUCACCAUUAUUUUCAAUGGUUGUGAUAGAAUUUCCCCCAGUAGCCAUUAUUUUAAGAUUAUAUUGCAGAGUUGCUUUAUUUUGAGCUUUUCGUGUAUACACAAUCCCAAACUGGAAGAAAUUUUAAAAAAAGGAAUCCUGCUGUGAAAGGUAUAUAUUACUCUAGAUUUUUCUUACUGUAAAUAUUGUAAGAUUGUAAUACUGUCGAUAUUUUAUUAACCAACAAAUGUUAAUCUAUGUGAAAUCAGACUUAUUUUAAAUGUGCUUCUUAUUUACUGUGUGUGGUCCCUGUUGCUGACAGUAUUAAGUUAUAUUCUGAUGUAAGAUUAACUUUAUUAAAGAAUGUAAACAUUAAUGUUUCCUUAUGGGAAAACAAAUAAAGUAUAAAGAAGACAAUUCUUUUCAUUGAAAUAUACUGUGUAUUUACACUUGCUAGACCCAGCACCACUUAUAAAUUUAGUACACUGUUCAGAAUUUUAGUUAACACAGCUGACAUGGUUGUGCUUUGUUUGAAAGUCUAAGAAUAGGUAUUGUUGGAAUAUACAGUUUGUAUUUGUCUGCUGUGAAUCAUAAUCUUGAAAUUUCUAAUCAAGUUUGUAAAAUUUUUAUAGUGAAACAUUUUAAUGACAAUUUAAAAAUUUAUCUUCUCUAAAGAAUGGUCAAAACAAUAUCCUUUCAGAAAUAGAAUUGUUCUUUAAUAUCUUUCCAAAAUGACUUUGGUUAAAUGGACCAGAUGUAUAUUAGUUAAAAUUUAGGACUAAGUUGUUGAUAUUCUUUGAGUUUACAAGUUAAUCCUUAUUGGAGAUGUGCCAAUAUACAGUUAGAAUAUCAUUAAUUUGCACUGUUUGGGGACCCCAUUUAAGAAUGCUGAAUUUUGCCAACUAAGAAGUAAGCAAAUGCAAUUUAAAAAGUAAAUUUGAGCAUUCUGUAUUAAAUAUGUGCAGUUAUUAUCACAUGAAGAAACGCAGUGUGUCGGGCUGUAAUAUUACCAUAUUUGCUGUCAUGUUCUCCCAUCUCAGUGCUGGGAACUCACCAUGUGGAAACCAAGCAAACGUGUUGUGCAUCAGCCGGCUUGAGUUUGUUCAAUAUCAAAGCUGAAAACUAGCGAGGUCUGCUGUACUGCUUAUUGAAGUAUUGUGAUUAUUUUAGGCAUUGAUUCUUACAAAAUAUAUACUGUAACAGUAUACUUUGUACAGAUUUAAAUUUUAUUUGAAAAAAUGAAAUAAAGUAGGCAAAAAAAUAAAGAUGUUUAUUUUUCAUGUGACUGU